Perca flavescens (yellow perch) is the source of this 1140-nucleotide messenger RNA. Its product is annotated as ATP-sensitive inward rectifier potassium channel 1. Gene Ontology annotation, molecular function: ATP-activated inward rectifier potassium channel activity. Gene Ontology annotation, biological process: regulation of monoatomic ion transmembrane transport; potassium ion import across plasma membrane. Lineage: Eukaryota; Metazoa; Chordata; Actinopteri; Perciformes; Percidae. The transcript has a single exon. The record is from RefSeq and is a predicted model, not a curated record. The coding region runs from base 1 to 1140 and encodes 379 amino acids. Gene Ontology annotation, cellular component: plasma membrane.
AUGCUCCAGGUGCUCCAGGAUCACAUCCAGCCAGCUGGACACAGAAGCCGCAAAUCUCGCCUGGUCACCAAAGACGGGCACUGCAACAUUGAGUUCGGCAACAUUGAAUACAGCAACCACUUUGCGUUCCUGGUGGACUUCUGGACCACGUUUAUGGAGAUCCGCUGGCGUUUCGUUCUCCUUCUGUUUGUGGCCUCGUUCACAGGCAGCUGGUUCGUUUUCAGCCUGCUGUGGUACUGGAUCGCAAGGAGCAACGGGGAUCUGAUGGGGCAGAACCGCACAGAUGGACAUAUCCAUUGUAUAGACAAUGUCAAUGGCCUGACAACAGCGUUCCUCUACUCCCUAGAGACCCAGACGACCAUUGGGUACGGAGGCAGGGCGCUAACUGGGCACUGCGCCGGCACUGUGGCUCUAAUUAUCAUCCAGUCUCUAGUUGGCGUCUUCAUCAAUUGUUUCAUGUGUGGCAUCAUCUUGGCAAAAAUCUCCUUACCCAAAAAAAGGGCAAAGACUGUCACCUUCAGCAACACAGCUGUCAUCUGCUUGAAGAAAGGAAGUCUGUGUCUCCUGAUCAGAGUGGCAAACCUUCGAAAGACCUUAUUAAUCGGCAGCCAGAUCUACGGAAAGCUGCUUAAAACAACAACCACAUCAGAUGGAGACACCAUCAUUUUGGACCAGGUGGACAUUGACUUUAUGGUCGAUUCUGGCAAGGACAACUUGUUUUUUGUUUGCCCUAUGACCCUUUACCACGUGAUCAACAGAUCGAGCCCAUUCUACGAGCUGUCGGCCGACUCUCUUCCCCACCAGGACUUUGAGUUGGUGGUCUUUUUGGACGGGACAGCCGAGUCCACCAGCUCCUCCUGUCAGGUCCGAACCUCCUACAUCCCUCAGGAGAUCCAGUGGGGAUACAGUUUCCUGCCCAUCAUCUCCCGCACAACGACGGGAAAGUACUGCGUGGACUUUUCAAACUUUUCCAAAAGCGUCCGGGUCACCACGCCACACUGCGUCCAAUGCUUCGAGACAGACGCAGACCAUAAAAACCACAACCGAGAAAAUCACAACAACCAGCAGAAGUCGGGGAUCGACAACUUGGGGUAUCAAGUGAUCGACAUUCACGACUCUGUGGACAUCACCAAAAUGUGA